Molecule: messenger RNA, 1269 nt
Organism: Colletotrichum siamense
Lineage: Eukaryota; Fungi; Ascomycota; Sordariomycetes; Glomerellales; Glomerellaceae
Gene: VELB
Product: Velvet complex subunit B
Exons: 6
Coding region: 1-1269 (422 amino acids)
Source: RefSeq, a predicted model, not a curated record
AUGAACUACGACCAGCAACAUCCCGCCUCUGGUGGCUACCACCAUCAGCAGCAUAUGCCCCCGAACCCCUAUGCUCAACAACAGCUCCCGCCUCCUCACCAGCAACAUCACCCACAGCACCCCCAGCAGCAUCCGCAUCAUGCCCAUCCCUCGAGUCAGAUCCCACAGCUUCCUCCCAUGUCUUUCCCGCCUCCUGCGCCAGUACCAUCUAAUAUGCCUCCCAACGGUGUCCCUCCUCAACACCCUCCCGCCGUCUCUUCUGGCCCCGCCACCUCGACUUCCGCGGGCCAGGGCCAGCCCCCCUCUUUCUCCAGGACAGACGACCUGGGCAGGCAAUACGAGCUUGUGGUUGUCCAACAACCCCAGAGAGCGCGCAUGUGCGGAUUCGGUGACAAGGACCGCCGCCCCAUUACCCCUCCGCCGUGUAUCAGAGUAAAGGUCUUCAACCCCGAAACCGGUCGCGAGUUCAGUGUAAACGAGGUCGAGCAUGGGCAUUUCAUCAUCAAUGUCGACCUGUGGGACGAGAAGGCACAGCACGAGGUGAACCUCGUCAGGCACUCGAGCACAACGGCCUCCAUUUCUACCACAACCCCGACUCCCUUCCACACGCUGAGGCAAGACCCCCCGGGCAUGCCUCCGUACGCGGACCUGAUACCCGGUUACGCGGCCGGUCCUGCGUAUGGCCAGCAGCAGCAGCCCCCGCCGAUUCCAGGGUAUCAAGGGUACCAGCCUCCUCCGACUGCAUACACAUCUACCAACGCCUCGUUUGCGCCCCCCACUCAAUAUUUCCCGAACCAUGCCGCCAGCACCGUACCAUCGCAGGCUGACUUGACGUACGGACACCGCCAGUCCAUGUCGAUGGCGACAAAUCAGCCCCAGGGCAUGUUCACCAGAAAUCUUAUCGGCAGCCUGGCGUCUAGCGCAUUCCGCCUCAGCGACACGGAGGAUAAUGUCGGUAUCUGGUUUGUCAUGCAGGAUCUGAGUGUCAGGACUGAGGGUCUUUUCCGCUUGAGGUUCUCGUUUGUGAGUGUGGCGAAGCGCGCCGGACAGCCCUCCGCAGCUGGCUCUUUGGUCAACAUGGGCAAGAGCAAUGUCCUCGCUCAAUGCUGGAGCGACGUGUUCCAGGUCUACUCUGCCAAGAAGUUCCCCGGAGUGUGCGAGAGCACCCCCCUGAGCAAGUGUUUUGCUCAUCAAGGCAUCAAGAUUCCCAUCAGGAAGGAUGGUCCUUCGGACGGCAAGAAGAACAACGAAGAGGACGAGGAGUUUUAA